GUCUCUUCCACUUCAUCUUCCUAAUUAUUCCACCAUUCUCCAACAUAAGUAACUCUUCUACUACUACUACUACUACUAGUUACUACUCUACUCAACUAAACGCCACUCCUGUUUCAUUCCACUGUCUAAGUAUCUAUGACUACUCUCACCUUAUUCCACCUCAUUUUCUCUUUCCUCCACCUCAUUUUACUCCCACUCUCGCGUGCCGAACUCCCAGGCACGUGGGAGCUUCUCGUGGCGGACGUAGGCAUCGCUUCCAUGCACACCGCCGUCACCCACUUCGGCACGGUGGUUCUCUUAGACCGUACCAACAUAGGCCCCACCCGUCUCCUCCUUCCCAAACACCACUGCCGUACAGACCCAAACGACGCCGUUUUGAAACACGAUUGUUAUGCUCACUCUGCUCUCUUUGACCCCAUCACCAACAAAAUCCGACCGUUGAUUAUUCAAACUGACACGUGGUGCUCAUCCGGACAGUUUCUCUCUGAUGGGACCCUCCUUCAGACGGGUGGUGAUCAAGAUGGGUGGAAGAAAAUUCGCAAGUUUAAGCCGUGUGAAACGACGGAGUUUUGUGAUUGGGAGGAAUUAAACGACGUCGUUUUAGAUCAUGGAAGGUGGUAUUCUACUAAUCAGAUUUUACCUAAUGGAGAUGUUAUUAUUGUUGGCGGUAAAGUUGCCUUUUCAGUUGAGUUUUACCCUCCAAGACAAAACGGUGCCGUUUUGUUUCCUUUUCUUGCUGACGUGGAGGAUAGACAAGGGGAUAAUUUAUACCCUUAUGUUCAUCUUCUACCCAAUGGAAAUUUAUUUAUUUUUGCUAAUAAUAAAGCUGUUUCAUAUGAUUAUGAUAAUAAUUCAAUUGUGAAAAAUUAUCCACCUUUAGAUGGUGGGCCUAGGAAUUACCCAUCUGCCGGAUCAUCAGUAAUGCUUGCUUUAGAAGGAGAUUUUUCAUCAGCUUUUAUUGUUAUUUGUGGUGGGGCCCAAUAUGGGGCCUACAUUACAAUGGAUAAUUCACUUCCUGCUAAUGGUAGUUGUGGGCGUAUAUUAGCAACUUCACUUAACCCAGUUUGGGAAAUGGAGGUUAUGCCUUUCGCUAGGAUCAUGGGUGAUAUGGUAAUGCUACCAACUGGUGAAGUAAUCAUCAUAAACGGGGCCCAAAGUGGUACCCAAGGGUUUGAAUUAGCGUCUAACCCGUGCUUGAACCCGGUCCUUUAUCGACCUGAUCAACCACUUGGGUUGCGGUUUAUGGUGUUGAACCCGGGUUCAAUUGCACGAAUGUAUCAUUCAACGGCUAAUUUGUUACCUGAUGGUAGGAUCUUACUUGCUGGUAGUAACCCGCAUUAUUUUUACACUUUUAAGGGAGAGUUUCAAACUGAGUUACGACUUGAGGCGUUUUCACCUGAGUAUUUGAGUUUAGAUCGAGCUAAUCUUCGACCUGAAAUUAAAGUAUGUCCUAAGAAGUUGAAGUAUGGUGAUGAAUUUGAGGUGGAAUUAAGUGUACCUUUAUCUGUGGUGGGACUUAUUGAGAUUAAUUUGGGGAAUGCACCAUUUGCUACACAUUCUUUCUCACAAGGACAAAGGUUAGUGAAGUUAAAUGUGAAGCCGGCUAUUCCGAAUGAUAAUGGUGGUUAUAAAAUUAGUUGUGUGGCACCACCUAAUGGGAUGGUGGCUCCACCAGGUUACUAUAUGAUAUUUGCGGUGAAUCAAGGGGUGCCAAGUAUUGCGCAAUGGGUUCAAUUGAUGGUUUGACAAGAUUCCUCCUACUGUAAUGAGAAUUGAUCAAAUUUCAAUUAUAUAAGCAAGCUAUAAUACUCUUGUGAACAAGUGUAUAUGCAUAUGUUUUACCUCUCCUCAAAAAUUGAAAGAGGAGGUUAGCUGAAUGUGACGCCAAAUUGUAUGUAGUAUUAAGACUAUAGGUUUAAAUUAUACUCCUUUCGUCUCAUUAUAUAGUACUCACUUUCCUUUUUUUUACAAGAAUUAAGGAAAAAGAAAAGAGUUUUAGGAUUUCACAAAAAUAUAUAUUUAAGUAAAUGUUUAUUGGAUA
Beta vulgaris subsp. vulgaris (sugar beet) is the source of this 2041-nucleotide messenger RNA. RefSeq lists its product as hypothetical. The record is from RefSeq and is a predicted model, not a curated record. Lineage: Eukaryota; Viridiplantae; Streptophyta; Magnoliopsida; Caryophyllales; Amaranthaceae. The transcript has a single exon. Bases 136 to 1746 code for a protein of 536 amino acids.